Molecule: messenger RNA, 928 nt
Organism: Perca fluviatilis (European perch)
Lineage: Eukaryota; Metazoa; Chordata; Actinopteri; Perciformes; Percidae
Gene: calml4b
Product: calmodulin-like 4b
Exons: 5
Coding region: 157-618 (153 amino acids)
Cellular component (GO): myosin II complex
Molecular function (GO): calcium ion binding
Source: RefSeq, a predicted model, not a curated record
UCCGUCCUCACUGAGUCCCAGCCAGGAUCCUCCAUCCACUUCCAUUACGUUCCUCAUCUUACAGCAGCCUGGAUCAGUUUCCUGACAGCCGAGUAUCAGCCGGCAGAGUUCACACCGGCUGCCCUGCUCACACUGCCACACAGCCACACAGCAACAAUGGCGAAGUUCCUGACACAGGAUCAGAUUAAUGAGUUUAAGGAGUGCUUUUCUCUGUACGACCGCCAGCGGAAGGGGAAGAUCGAAGCCCGGGAGCUGAUCACAGUGAUGCGAUGCCUCGGGUCGAACCCCACCCCAUCUGAGGUGCAGCGACACCUGCUGAACCACACCACAGAUUGGGGCGGAGAGCUGGACUUCUCCACCUUCCUGAGCAUCAUGCACCGGCAGCUCCAACAGGAGGCGCCGCAGGACGAGAUCCUGGAGGCCAUGAGGAUGGCCGACAAAGAGCAGAAAGGAUACAUCCUCGCCUCAGAGCUGCGGGCCAAACUCACCGGGCUGGGAGAGAAGCUGACUCAUCGAGAGGUGGACGAGCUGCUGAAGGAGGCGGGUGUUGGAACUGACGGGCGGGUCCACUGUGAGCAGUUUGCUAAAGCGGUGACUCGCUCCCCUGCAAAGCGCUGAUGUCACAAACAACAUCAUCACCGAGCUGCUACUCAACCCUUUCUAGUGCAGCAAGAGAAAGACGUCAAUUACGAUUUUGUUUGGUUAAAGUGGCUAUAUGUAACUUUCAGUUUGUAAUAGUUUUUAUUACGUUGGAAUGUUGCCUUAGGCCUAUGUGUUUCAAGCCUGCUACUGAUUGAUUGGCUGAAGUGUAAGUAGGGGAAGGCUGUGAGUUGUGUUCAUACCUAAAUAUGUAGUCCUAAAUUUUAUUUUGUGUGUGUGUAAAACAAAUUUCCGAACUCUGGGAUAAUAAAGUAUACUUUUGAUUUUC